Pollicipes pollicipes is the source of this 5772-nucleotide messenger RNA. RefSeq names its product murinoglobulin-1. The transcript has 34 exons. The record is from RefSeq and is a predicted model, not a curated record. NCBI's taxonomy places the organism in Eukaryota, Metazoa, Arthropoda, Thecostraca, Pollicipedomorpha, Pollicipedidae. The coding region runs from base 79 to 5256 and encodes 1725 amino acids. Gene Ontology annotation, molecular function: endopeptidase inhibitor activity. Gene Ontology annotation, cellular component: extracellular region.
GGCUGGCGAGGUAACAACAAGGCGACGGCGGCGCUGCAGGGUCACUGGACGGCUCCCCGUCGUCGCAGGAGGGCGGCAAUGACGCCUCUCUGGCUGCUUCUCCUGUGUGGUGUAGUGGCCGCCGAGCGCCGGUACCUGUUCACAGCACCCAAUAUCUUCCUCGCUGGCUCGCCUGAGCGGGUGUGUCUGAUCCUGUUCGACGUGCCCGAGACCGGCGACCUGACGCUGACGUUCAGGAGAAGUGAGAGUAGCCCGACGGUCGCACAGCACACCCAGCAGGUGUCGGGCGUGGCGGGUGGGUCCAAGGAAACAUGCUUUGAGGUUCAAACACCAGAUCUCAACGAUUUUACUGUCUGGAUGGGUCUGGAAGUUACUUACCCAUCCGCCGUCAACUACACCAUCUCGGGAAAUCAAUACAUCUCUGUCUUUUCGGACAACACGCCUGAAGAUCAUGUCUUCAUUCAGACAGACAAGUACGUGUACAAGCCGGGUCAGCUGGUCCGCUUCCGCGUCCUCUCCGUCAACGGGAAACUGAGGCCGAUUUCGGAGCCGUUGCCGCAGAUUUACAUCGAAUCGCCAGCCGGGACGAGGGUGGCGCAGUGGACAAAUGUGACUGGUCAGAGCGGGCUGGUGCAGCUGGAAAUGCAGCUGGCCGAGGAACCCAGUCUGGGUGAAUGGAACAUACACGUAGCGACAAGCGGCGGGCGUAGGGUGACAAAGCCAUUCAAGGUCGAGGAGUUUCUGCUUCCCAGGUUCGAGGUCAACAUCCAGGGUCCUCCAUUCAUUCUGGGCAACGCCAAAGAAGUGACGUUGAAGGUGUGCGGAAGGUGGGUGCCAAAGUGUCAUGUUCCGAGAUGUAUUGUGGACGCCGUUGACGGGUGGACAAUCGCGUCAUGCGUGCCCGCUUACCCCUUGCAGACGUCCGGGGCCGACUGUGCCGUGUUUCGAGUCAGCGGCAGUGACCUCGGCUUCGGAAAAACAAUCCAAAGGCCGUACAGGCUGGAGGCCACCGCCGAACUCACAGAGGAUGACACUGAAGUCACAAUCAAGGGCACCAAGACGUUCCUCAUAGCAUACCAGGAGCUGAACCUCGAGAUUGACCUCUUGAAAAGCGAUUAUUUCAAGCCAGGACUUCCCUUCACUGAUUGGAUCAGGGUACGCCACCCGGACAGCACACCAGCUCCCGGUGAGCUGGUCCAGCUGUGUUUUGAGACCCAUUGGACGACGACAGAGGCUGGAAUCAGCACCACGUCUUCUGCAGAUCCGGUCUGUCUGAACAUCACGUCUGACAGCAGAGGCGUGGUCGCGUUCACUGUGCCGCCUCAGGAUCAGGAAAUUGAGAAGAUAUCCAUUCAGGCCACGACGCCGAAAUCGUCCAGUCUCAAGUACGACAUCACGGGCUGGUCCUCUGAGUCAGGAGCCUUUGUGCAGCUGCUUCGGCUGCCCCGCAAAGAGUUCACGUGCGGCGCUGAGGCCCACAUUCACGUCUUCUUCACGACCCGUCUGGAAUCGCAGUUCGAGCUGUUUUACCAGGUCACGGCCAACAGCGACAUCUUGCUGGCGGACUUCGUGCCGGUGACGUUUUCCGAGGCGGUCGACGUCUCUGCGCUGCAGGAGGGCAGGGUCGUUGACCUGCCCACGGUGUCCGGGUCACACCCCGUCGGUCAGGUGACCCUCGCGAUCCCAGUGACGUCAUCCAUGUCCUCGGGCUUCCAAGUUCUGGUCUACAUGGUGAUUGAUGGCGAGGUGAUCGCGGACAGCCAGUCAUACGCUGCGGAGCGCUGUCUGGACAACCAGGUGUCGCUGCGCUGGUCGCCUGACCGCGUCCAGCCGCGGGACACCGUGCAUCUGACGGUGACGGCUGCUCCCGGCUCGCUUUGUGGACUCGAUGUGGUUGACAAAUCGGUGAGUCUACUCGGCGAUAAGAACAAGAUCACGCUUUCUGACAUCUAUAAGAGCCUUCGAUCUCUCAUCUCGAUUGAUAACGUCGUUAGGAUCAACGACGACAAGUAUUGCAGGGCCAAAUAUGGACCACCGUCGACGCCAUCGCCGCCCAUUUCGGAUGAUGCCCUCGCGUUCAAAUUUCCCAGCGACCGGACCUCGAUCAGUUUGCUAGACGGCGGGCUGCCGUCCCCUCCCGGCUUCCCAUCACCCCCGCCGGCUAGGAAGAAGAGGCGAUCGCAGCCGUUCUCACCACCACCGCUGUCAUAUUAUUGGGAGACUACACACGCCGAUUCACUCACCGCAUUCCGUAGUCACUCCUUCCUGGUGCUCUCUGACCUAGUUACGGAAACUCGUGCCUGUACCGUCCGCUCCCAGCAGCGGACUAGGUACUACCGGCGCCGCCAUUACUCGCCUGGAGGACCCUUUCGCCGGAUCGGCUAUUCCUCAGGAGGCCCGACGCCGGUGCUCGAUUCGCCUUCCGGAUCGGCCCCGGCGCCGCCUCCGUCCGAGGUGCCUGACGUGGUUCGCACCUACUUCCCCGAGACGUGGCUGUUCGAUCUCCACACGGUCGGGAACGACGGCUCGGUGACGCUGACCCAGAAGGUGCCGGACACCAUCACCGAGUGGGUAGGCGGAGCCGUGUGCAGCUCGGAGACGGCCGGCCUUGGCGUGGCGCCGUCGGCCUCCAUCACCAGCUUCCAGCCGUUCUUCGUCAGCUACACGCUGCCCUACUCGGUGAAACGCGGCGAGACGCUAGUGCUCAAGGUCUCGGUGCUCAACUACAACGAAGAGGCGCUGCCGGUCAAGCUGACACUGGUGGCGUCGGACGAGUUCGAGACGCUCUCGGCGCCGGUGGUGACCUCGUGCGUGUCGACCGGCGUGGCCGAGGUCGUGCCGUACCUGCUGCGGCCCGGCCAGCUCGGCGACGUUAACAUCACCGUGGUGGCUGAGGUGUACUCCGACUUCCCCGCCGAGUGUGGGUCAGAGGUGGUGCCCUACUUCAGGGACGCCGUGACCAGGCCGAUUCUGGUGGAGCCGGAGGGCUUCGAGCGUGAAGUCAUCUACUCCUUCUUCAUGUGCAUCAGCCCGGAGGGUGCCGACCUGUCGAGCGGACCGAACAGACGGGAGGUUGACUGGCCGCUGCUUCUGCCGGCCGACCUGGUGCCCGACUCCGAGCGGGCUCAGAUCGCCGUCGUCAGAGACCUGCUGGGACCCAGCAUUGACAACCUGGAGUCGCUGGUACGGCAACCAACCGGUUGCGGCGAACAGAACAUGGUACUCUUCGUUCCCAACAUUCACGUCAUGAAGUAUUUGACUGCAGUUGGUGAACUGACUGAGCAAAUCAAGGAUAAACUUGUCAGCUUCAUGAGAUCAGGCUACCAGCGCGAGCUGGGCUACCGUCACGAGGACAAAUCCUACUCGGCAUUUGGCAAGUCGGACGACUCAGGCUCCAUGUGGCUGACCGGCUUUGUCAUCAAGUCGUUCGGUGACGCAAAGGAGUUCAUUUUCAUCGACGAGGCUGACCUGGAAGGAAGUGUGCGAUGGAUCGAAUCCCAUCAAUUGAGUAGCGGCUGCUUCCCAUCUUUGGGGACGGUUCUCAACAAGAAAAUGAAGGGUGGCGUUGGGUCCGGCGGCCAGCAGGCGCUGACGGCCUACAUCACCAUCGCGCUGCUGCAGUCGGGGGUAGAGCUGGGCAAGAACACCGUCCACGGCGCCUUCCGCUGCCUGACGCAGGACAUCAGCUCUGACCUGUACACGCUGACGUUGCUGACGCACGCGCGCGCCGUGGCCGGCCGCCUGGACGAGGCGCGGUUGGGUCUGACAGAGCUCAAGAGCCGUGCCACCAGAGAGGAGGGCCUGGUGCACUGGCGCAACGAAGGCUCUGACGAGAAUCGAGCGCUCAGCGUAGAAAUGGGUGCCUAUAACAUCCUGACGAUGAAUCUGCUGGAGAAAGCCGGUGACGACAGCAGCGAACACUUCAACGACGCGUUGGGUGCCGUGCGCUGGAUCACCCAGCAGCGCAACAGUCGCGGCGGCUUCGUGUCCACGCAGGAUACGGUGCUGGCGCUGGAGGCACUGGCCGUCUUCUCGACCGACCUGCCUCGCUCCAGCAGCGCCGACCUGCGAGUACACGUCUCCGAUGACAGCUCGCUGAACGACGUCAUCAGCGUGACGGCGGACAAUCUGCUACUGAUGCAAACUCGUGACGUCACGCUGCUGCCAGGUCACAUCCACGUCAGAGCACAGGGCACCGGCUGCGCCCUGGUGCAGGCCUCGUUGAAAUACAACGUGUAUACAGCCGGUCCAAACGACGCACUGACGAUCAACGUGGCCGCCAAGCCCAAAAUGAACCAGCGGGAAUGUCUGAAGCAUACCAUAGACAUCUGCGUCAGCUACUUGAAGGAGGAUGGCGAAACCAAUAUGGCUGUGGUCGAGCUGGACAUGGUCAGCGGGUUCAUUCCCAACAAGGAAAGUCUGAAUGACCUCAAACAGAACAUCGAGUUGGAUCUGAAGCGCUGGGAGGUCAACAACAACAAGGUGGUCUUCUACUUCGACUCGCUGGGAGGAAAGGAGCGCUGUUUCGGCAUCAUCGUGCAGAGAGAGCAGGAGGUGGAAGAUGCCAAACGGGCGGUGGCCAGCGUAUAUGAUUAUUACCAGACAGAGUUCGCCCGGAGCACGUCGUACGCCCUGGACGUCAACUGCGACACAGUUGUACCGUGGCCCAUUGGGCCGGUCCCACUGCCUGCGUUCGAGAACGACCAGCGAGGAGCCGGGUCCGAGUUCCGCGGCUUCUUCCUACGGGACGACAGACCGCAGCUGCCGGAGGGCCCGGAGGGCGUGGCCCCUCGUCUGGCGCCGCCGCCCCUCGGCUUCAGAGGUGCCGAGCAGGGCGCACCGGCGGCCGACGGCCGGGAGGACGAGGAGAGCAAGGACGACCAGGACGACGACGGGCCCGUCUGUCCGAUGUGCCUGGACAGGCUGCGCAAGGAGGACUUCAGCCACUACUUCUGCCUGUACGGGCGGGUGCUGGUGGCGACGCUGACAGAGGAGGGCACGCUCCAUUACCGCUCCUCCUGGGCUCUGGAGGGCAAGCCCACGCGGCUCGGGGUCCAGCAGCCAAUCGCCAUGACUGACGGUUGCGGCUGCGUCCUUGACACGGGGAGGCCGCUGUACGUGUUCGGCAUGACGGAGGACCAGCUGGAGCAGUCACUGUUGCCGCUGACCGACGAGCACGUGCUGGCGGCGGCUCCUGGCACCGUGCAGCUCCGCAAGCGUCAGGUGGAGCUGGCUCGCGAAAGGGGCUGCCAGUAAAGCUCGACAGGCUGCCGGUGAUGACCCGCGGGGCUGCCGGUGAUGACCCGAGGGUCUGCCGGUAAUGACCCGCGGCGCUGCCGGUGAUGACCCGCGGGGCUGCCGGUGAUGACCCGCGGGGCUGCCGGUGAUGACGCGAGGGGCUGUCGGUGAUGACGCGAAGGACUGCCAGUGAUGACCCGAGGGUCUGCCGGUGAUGACCCGCGGGUCUGCCGGUGAUGACCCGCGGGGCUGCCGGUGAUGACCCGCGGGACUGCCGGUGAUGACCCACGGGGCUGCCGGUGAUGACCCGCGGGGCUACCGGUGAUGACCCGAGCUGCUGCAGGCUUUCGCUGCGUCGGGCACCGGAGCCGCGCGACUGUCACGUGUGCUGAUGGGCGUGUUUUGCAUCGUUCAUGGGAGGCUAUACUGUCACGGUGCAAUGUCCCGCCGCUGUGUACUGGCACAUGCUGGUCCCGCGCGAGUUCGACGUCAUGUUCACAUUUUGCUCGACGGUGUUCCAUAAUAUAUGCAUUA